Pomacea canaliculata is the source of this 1696-nucleotide messenger RNA. Its product is annotated as ankyrin repeat domain-containing protein 16-like. The coding region runs from base 41 to 1117 and encodes 358 amino acids. NCBI's taxonomy places the organism in Eukaryota, Metazoa, Mollusca, Gastropoda, Architaenioglossa, Ampullariidae. The record is from RefSeq and is a predicted model, not a curated record. Gene Ontology annotation, molecular function: protein binding. The transcript is spliced from 7 exons.
ACGCGCAAUUGGUUGCAGACGCUUACUUCCUGUUUACAGCAUGGAUUUCUCUAAGGUUUCGCAGGCUGUUCAGUACAAAGCUGUAUCCUGGUUUUUGGAAAGUGGAUUUAUUGCUAAUUGUUCAAGUAUGUGGCAUCCGAAAACAGGAGAUACAGCUAUCCAUUUAGCAUGUCGUUUUGGCCGUGCUGACUUGCUAGCAGAGUUUUCGUGCGCUGGUUUAGAUCUGCAGAUUUCCAAUUUUGAAGGAAAGAAACCCUUGCACGAAGCUGCGCAGUUUGAUCAAAGCGAGUGUGUUAAAUUCCUUCUAACAAAAGGCUGCGAAGUGGAUUGCAUCAAGAGAGGUGACUGGACCCCACUCAUGCUGGCCUGCACCAGGCCACAGCUGGAUGUCGUAAAGCUUCUUGUUUACCAUGGAGCAAACCCUGCUUUUGUCAACAAAGAUGGUUGGAACUCAUUUCAUAUUGCCACAAGGGAAGGUCAUGUAUACAUUAUGCAGUACCUUUUGUCUGUAAAUCCAACCCUUUGGGACACCUUUAGCCACAAUGGGCGCACCCCAUUGCAUACUGCAGCUUUACAUGGAAGACUUGAAGCAGUGCAGUUUUUGUUAAAUAACUGCAGCUAUCCACCUGAUGCAACAGAUAGUUGUGGUUCCACUCCUCUUAUGGAUGCACUGAGGGCAGGCUUUGUAGAUGUUGCUCAUUUACUCAUCCAACACCAUAAGGCAGAUGUGACAAAAAGAGACAAUCUAGGAAUGCAGCCAAUUCAUCAUGCAGCACAGGCAGGGCAGACAGCUGCUGUAAUGUUCCUGAUAACUCAAUAUACUAUUCCUGUCAAUGCAGUGACACACACAACUCUCAUCACACCACUUCAGGUGGCAGCAAAGGAAGGGCACAAUGAUGUCUUGAAAUCGCUGUUGUUGCAUGGAGCAGAUAUAAGUUUGACUGAUCACAAAGGAAGAACAGCACUGCACAUAGCAAGUGGAGCACAGCAUGCAUCAAGUGUGGCACUUUUGCUGGCAAAUGGUGCACAAGACUGUUCUGACUUGAGUGGUCAUUGGGCAAAAGACUUGGCCUACAGGGAAGGAGUGAAACAAGCAUUCUUAAAUCAUGGAGCUUGAUGCAAAACAGCAGCCAAGAAUCAGAAAGUUGAUAAUAAAUAUUCAUAUUUUAAGUGUUUACCAGGAUUUGUUCUAUAUCCUUAUUACUAUUAUACAAAUUAUAAAUAUAAAAUGCCUUUUGGUGAUGAUUUUUAUUCAUGACACGAAUACGAUGAACCAGAUUUUACAAAUCCUGAAACAGUCAUGCUUUUUGUUAGAGUCUUCUCAACACCCAGAUUUCAGUUUUUAUGAAAGCUGUAUCCUAAAAUGCUACUUUGUAAGAUUUUCUGUACAGCCUUAUAGAAGUAGUAUAUCACAUGCAUGCACACGCACAGAGGGAAAGGUAAUAUGUACAGGCUUGGCGGUGGGGGGGAUAGGUACUGGCUGGGUGACAGCCCCUUGACUGAAGGAGAGCAGGAGGGGUCGACAGGAUGGAGGUGCGGGGAUGUUUUGGGGGAGAAGUCGGGUGAAGAGGGCAGAAGGACAGAACAUGUGGGGACAGCGCAGAGGUGAGAGCUACGAUUGUUCGAGAGCGCGAGUGUGUGGUGUGGAUGUUUCGCCUACAGAACUAUCGACUGGUGUUAAAGGACUUGGAACCCA